Messenger RNA from Suillus plorans, 1155 nucleotides. RefSeq lists its product as uncharacterized. Gene Ontology annotation, molecular function: RNA polymerase II cis-regulatory region sequence-specific DNA binding; DNA-binding transcription factor activity, RNA polymerase II-specific. The record is from RefSeq and is a predicted model, not a curated record. The coding region runs from base 1 to 1155 and encodes 384 amino acids. Gene Ontology annotation, biological process: regulation of transcription by RNA polymerase II. The transcript is spliced from 4 exons. NCBI's taxonomy places the organism in Eukaryota, Fungi, Basidiomycota, Agaricomycetes, Boletales, Suillaceae.
AUGACAAACCCGAGGGACGAUCGUUUGUUCUCAAACCUUUCCAAGGCCCGCAAAAGCCCUCCUGGAGGGGAUUCUCAAAAUAGUGGUUUUUUUCAGACGGGACAGGGUGGGCGAACUGUGCUCCCUCCUCUUUCUUCAGCGUUUCCAACCUCACCCUCUUCAGUUCCCAACUAUCCUCCAUAUUCUCAGCAACGUUCAUCCCCUGGAAAAAGUGAUCAUAGUUCUUCGAGCUAUGGUCAGUGGCCUUCUACGGUAACAGUUCCCCCACAGCAUUCCAGUUAUUAUGAACAACACUAUGACCGAUACCCUCAAACUCAAUACCCAAGUUAUCCACCGCGUAGUUCGCCGACGAUCCCGGUCGAUUCCCACGGCUCUCGCAAGCUGCCUCCAUUAAAUAUGCCCGAUAGAUAUCAGGGUAAUUACGGGGCAGUCGCACCUCUUGUCUCCAACUAUGGUGAUAUUCGCUCGCCGACCGCAACCUAUCCUACCGAGUAUGCUCCUUAUCCAAAUCAAAACUCAUACUCAUAUCCCCCCGUCCCCGAUCCACGUCAUCAUUCGAGUCAACUCCCAUCGAUGCACCACUCGCCGCAGAUGUCAAUGGGCAUGUACCCAUCCGAGCGCGGUAUGCCUACGCAAGUCGAGGCUCAUGGUCCUUCUCCCUAUGCCCGAGGGCCAAUCACCAAUUCUGCACUAACACAAGAACCUGCUCAAAUGAUGGAUAACGAGCAACCUGCCAUCAAGAAAAAGCGUAAGAGAGCUGACGCAGCCCAGCUCAAAGUCCUGAAUGAGACAUACGCUCGCACUGCGUUUCCUUCUACUGAAGAACGCGCAGAGCUCGCAAAGAAAUUAGACAUGUCAGCCCGCAGCGUUCAGAUCUGGUUUCAAAAUAAACGACAGUCAAUGAGACAGACUACCCGGCAGUCGUCGACAUCAGUGUCGACUCCGCAUCAACCAUUUAGCAUGUCAUCUCAAACAGAUGAAGUGUCGCAUACUUCAUUUGGUGGCAGCAGUAUUAGUCCCACGUCUGUUUCACAUACAUCAUACAUUCCACGAUCGAGUCAGGACGCCCGGUCAGUGGUGCAGGACAGUCGGUCACCUAUCCCCCAUCGGCGCGAAGAAGAUCCCCGCAAAUGGCAGCAGCCUGGUCGCUACUGA